AUGUUGUUCUUCUGUUGUUCUUCUGUUGUUGUUUUUUUUUUUUUUCCAGGAUACAUACCAAGUUACCUGGACAAGGAUGAGCUAUGUGUCGUGUGCGGGGACAAAGCCACAGGCUACCACUAUCGCUGCAUUACCUGCGAGGGGUGCAAGGGUUUCUUCAGGCGCACAAUCCAGAAGAAUCUAAACCCGACUUACACCUGUAAAUACGAGGGGAACUGUGUCAUCGACAAAGUGACCAGAAACCAGUGCCAGGAAUGUCGCUUCAAGAAGUGCAUUGCAGUUGGAAUGGCAACCGACUUGGUGUUGGACGACAGCAAGAGGCUGGCCAAGCGGAAGUUAAUCGAAGAGAACCGGGAGCGCCGCCGGAGGGAGGAAGUACAGAAAACAGUGUGGGUGCGAAUGGAGCCCACCCAGGAGGAGUGGGACCUGAUCCGCAUGGUGACGGACGCCCACAUGGCCACCAACGCUCAGGGCAACCACUGGAAGCAGAAACGGAAAUUCUUGAGUGCAGCGGGGGUGAAGGACACUAAGCCUGAGGACAUUGGACAAGCGUCGGUGGUAAAUGCACCCGAAGGAAACAAAGUGGACAUAGAAGCCUUCAGUCAGUUUACAAAAAUUAUUACCCCUGCCAUAACCCGAGUGGUGGACUUUGCCAAAAAACUGCCUAUGUUUUGUGAGCUGCCUUGUGAAGACCAGAUCAUCCUGUUGAAAGGCUGUUGCAUGGAGAUCAUGUCUCUACGAGCGGCCGUGCGUUAUGAUCCAGAGAGCGAGACGCUAACACUCAACGGGGAGAUGGCCGUGACCCGGGAUCAGCUUAAGAACGGAGGCCUCGGUGUGGUCUCAGAUGCCAUCUUUGACCUUGGUGUGGCGCUGUCCUCCUUUAACUUGGACGACUCUGAGGUGGCAUUAUUACAGGCCGUCAUCCUUCUGUCUUCCGAUCGACCGGGUCUGAGUAGCGUGGAGCGAAUUGAACGUUGCCAGGAGGAGUUCUUGCUGGCUUUUGAACAUUACAUCAACUCCCGCAAACACAAAGUGUCGCACUUCUGGCCCAAGCUGCUAAUGAAGGUGACGGACCUGAGGAUGAUCGGUGCCUGCCACGCCAGCCGCUUCCUUCACAUGAAAGUGGAGUGUCCCACCGAGCUGUUCCCGCCUCUCUUCCUGGAGGUCUUUGAGGACUGACAAAUGGAUUUAUUGUGUGUAUGUUUAUGUUUGUUUUGUGUGUGUGUGCACGCGUGUGUGCACACGUCAGCGCCUGGGCACCCUGGUGGGCUCAGGUAGAACCAGCAGAAGCCCCGUCACAAUGAACUUUACAUGAGCACUACUGAGUGUGACUUCAUUCCGCGGCUUAGCGUAGCUCUCUGCUCUGGUUCUGGAUGGAAGCAUUCCUAACAAGUCAACAGCAUUUUGAUCUUCUCUAUCUGUUUUGUUGUUAUUGUUGUGGACAAACUUCUCACCUCCAGUUUCAUUCUAGGGUUUUUUAAUUGUACAGUUGGCAUAAUGAUGUUUGUUUUUAAUCAUCACUUUAGAGAGCAUGCAGAUGUUGUUUUCCUUCCUUUGUGUUGACAAACUGAAUAUGGCGGCUGAGCUGGUGCACAAAAAGAUGCAUUAGCGAUCCCUCAGUUGUUUCCCAUUUGCUUGGUGUGAAGUGUUGUGUGCUCCGCCGUCACACUGUGACCGUGUCUGUGCCGCCUCACAUCCUGUGAGGUCAUUACACGCUGCGCGCCAGAGGCUCCAAAAGCUCAGAAGGCUCAAUUCAUUGUGACAAAAACUGCAACCAGGCGCGAUCUACAACGCUCUCCAUUAUUUAAUGUCACAUCCGUCUGACGGCCGAACUGUGGUCACACACGGAACCCUCCUGUCACACAAGACCGAGGGGUUUUUGUUUGUUUUUGAUCUGCAUGAUUGAAUAAAGAGUAAAACCAAGAAAUAAGAGGAUCAAAUGAAAAUGUAGAUGAUAAUUAAAGGAGAGGGUCGACAUGCUG
This is a messenger RNA of Thalassophryne amazonica, 1982 nucleotides long. It is a transcript of the gene thrb, whose product is annotated as thyroid hormone receptor beta. Gene Ontology annotation, biological process: negative regulation of transcription by RNA polymerase II; cell differentiation; positive regulation of transcription by RNA polymerase II. The coding region runs from base 1 to 1179 and encodes 392 amino acids. Gene Ontology annotation, molecular function: nuclear receptor activity; RNA polymerase II cis-regulatory region sequence-specific DNA binding; zinc ion binding. The transcript is spliced from 7 exons. The record is from RefSeq and is a predicted model, not a curated record. Lineage: Eukaryota; Metazoa; Chordata; Actinopteri; Batrachoidiformes; Batrachoididae.